Molecule: messenger RNA, 1359 nt
Organism: Lingula anatina
Lineage: Eukaryota; Metazoa; Brachiopoda; Lingulata; Lingulida; Lingulidae
Product: fibrocystin-L
Source: RefSeq, a predicted model, not a curated record
GUAUGUUUUGCUCGCCGUGGCGCAGUGUCCAGGCUUCAGGUGAAAUACGAGUAUUUCUUGGAUGCUAACACCGUGAGCAGAUGGCUUACCUUCAACCUGGUGGAUGCACCCAGCUGGAACUACACUUGCUUUGAUGCCUACACCCCCGCCAAGGCUCACUCCCCCUCUGAGGGCUGGGGGCACAAAAUGGUGGAGGUCAAAGUUCAGGGGUCAGGACUGUACUACGCCGAUAGUGUUCUCAUUGCCUCCAGUCUCCCCUCUACUGAUCUACCAAGUCUGACAAUGAAGCGCAGUCGUCCACCAUUUGUGAAUCGUUUGAUGGUCCUAGAUGUCACUGUAACUGGGAGCUCUGGAGACUAUAACAUCACCAUUGUCCCCUCCAACUGCCAGAGUGACUUCCCUCUCUUUGGUGUCUCUGGAGCUGUGAACACAUCUGGAGACCCUGCCAGUAACGACGUCACCCUGAGGGGCAGCAGCUGGCCAUCUGGUGUCCAAGUUGAAGUGACCAGGGUCCAGGCAGCCUCACCUCCAAUUUUGGGGACUUUUGACCUCCAAUACCAGAAUGAACAACUUACAGGUAUUCCUGUGAACAUUGAAGCCUCGGACCUGAGGGACUUGUUACAGACAGUGUCUGGUAUGGGUAAAGUGGACGUGGCCAGAACUGGACAGUGCUCAGACUACAGGUGGACUGUCCACUGGCUGACAGCGGGCAACAAGCCUAUGAUGCAGAUUGAUGCCAGUCAGGCCACAGGGCUGGGUCUUAACAUCACCGCAGUGCCCAAACAGGAUGCUUACACGGACUUUGACCCCAUCAUUGGAGACAUGCUCAGGACCAUUGAGAACAAUGUCCAGGUGACUGUAUCAGUGAAUAAUCUGCCAGUGAAGUGUGAUGGUGACUGUAGUUUUAUGUGGAGUGAGGCACAAACCCCUCACCUCACUGCUGCUACUCCUAACUCUGGCUCACCUCAAGCCAACACCAUCAUCCAGCUAACUGGGACAGGCUUUGAAGCCAAUGCCACUCAGAACACCGUCACCAUUGGCGGAACACCUUGUGAUGUCAUCAACGCCACCACCUCGCAAAUCUUCUGCACCGUGGGUAACGGCCCCGUGGGGACAUUUGACAUUCUGGUGAAUGUGGAUGGAAAGGGGUAUGCUAAUCACUCCUCUGGGCUGCAGCAGUUUACAUAUGACUUGGUGGUCACAGGGAUCACACCCACCAAUGGAAGCAUUGGAGGUUGUACCAUAGUGACCAUAUCUGGGUCUGGGUUUGCAUCUAAUGCUACUGCUACUGUUGGCGGCUCACAGUGUAAAAUAGUCUCCCAGGAUUAUAGCAGUAUUGUAUGUGAAGUCCCAGCAACA